This is a messenger RNA of Suillus discolor, 687 nucleotides long. RefSeq names its product RNA polymerase Rpb1, domain 5-domain-containing protein. NCBI's taxonomy places the organism in Eukaryota, Fungi, Basidiomycota, Agaricomycetes, Boletales, Suillaceae. The coding region runs from base 1 to 687 and encodes 228 amino acids. The transcript has 4 exons. The record is from RefSeq and is a predicted model, not a curated record. Gene Ontology annotation, biological process: DNA-templated transcription. Gene Ontology annotation, molecular function: DNA binding. Gene Ontology annotation, cellular component: RNA polymerase II, core complex.
AUGUGUGGCAUGCUUACCACUCAAUCGAUUGGUGAACCGGCUAUGCAGAUGAUGCUCAAUACAUUCCAUUAUGCCGGUGUCUCCAGUAAGAAUGUGACACUCGGUGUCCCAUGUCUGAAGGAGAUCAUCAAUGUUGCUACCAAAAUCAAAACACCUUCCCUCACUGUCUACCUCGAGCCUGACGUUGCUGAAGAGAGUCUGCUUGUGUACCAUGACAGCAGCCGUGGAGAUCUGGUAGGACUCUAUCUUUGUAGAGUCAUUCUUCAAGGCACUUUUUGGCACGGACGAUAUGGAUCUCAAGUACUAAUUUCGAGUCAACAAGAUGAGACUAUUGGAAAGUUCGUCACUCUACGCUCGAGCCGCGCGCUCUGUUUCGAUUCCUGCAAAAAUUAUUGUCACUUGAGGCUCAAGCCACGUGCUUCAUUUCGAUUCCUGCAAAAGCGGCUCUUUGCCCUCUUCAAGAAGCCCAGUAAUCCCGCUCCUGCUCUCGCCUUUGUUUUGUCUUCUCUCGCCUUUGUUUUGUCUGCUCUCCCCAUCCUUUUGUCUGCUCUCGCCUCUGCUUCUUCUGCCAACACCUCAGCUCUGAUUGCGGCCUCCGCCCGGACAGUCACAUCUCCCCACUUGCGCGUCUUCUGUUGCACUUGCACGCGAGAUUUUGGAGCCAUGCGGUUCACUAGCACCUGGUAA